AUUAUUUUGUUAUGUUUCAUUAGUCAUGUUAUUAUGCAAUUCAUAAUAAACAUUCCACUUUCUUAGGAACUCAUGGGUCUCAUCUAAACUACAUUCAUGUUCUCAUGCAAUGCACAUCCAUGAUUUUUGGUUAAUCAACUGUCUUGGUUGUUGUCGUUGUUGUUAAUUUAAUUUAAUUUAAUUUUUAUAUUAUUAUUUAUGUACAUCUAGCUUACUAUUGUCGGCAAUUAUCUUACUCGACCUUUUUUUAUUUACCCACAUUAUAAGCUCAAAUAUACUGUCACAAUCCUGUGGCUCAGCAUCAAAUUUAUUGUAUUGACUUGAUCAUUUGUGAGAUAUACAUGUCAAAGACUAUUGCUAGCAUCAUUUGGGGACGAUAAAAUAGGCUUGAGAUAAAACAUCUUGUUUAAAAGUUUAACAAUUUUUCCGAAUUUAAAAGAAGGAAGUGUAUUUUUUUUUUCCUAUUUGAAACUGAAACAAACACUUUUUUCCCUACGGGACUUGAACCUUCGACCUUUUAUUUUAGAAGGCGGGGAUGCUACAACCUGUGGUGGUAAGAAAGAAGUGUUUUGUUAAGAAGAGAAGGCCGAAAAAGCCACGGUUUGGGGUGCAAAGAAAUGACAGGAUGGCUAUGCAACUGUGAAUAGAUAGUCCCAUCUAAAAAGAAAAACUCCAUAUUAAAUAAGGAGUUCUAUUAUUGACUUUAAGUAGACUGUAGCUUUUCAGACUGUCUAAAACUAGCUAUCAAGUUUUCGUUGUGUUUUAAUUAUUGAGAAUAGUUGCGGUAAUCUUAGGAAUUAAAGUUAUGUAAUGAGGAAUCUUUUUAUAAGUAUAGUAUUAGGAAUAAAUUUGUAACCAGCAUGAAUUUCUGAAAGACUCCUAAGUUAAGUUGUGUCACGUUUCUGCCUCCUUGACUGAUAUCAUUUUCUACUUUAUAUAGUCCUUGUGUUAACUGAUUUCUGCUUCAUUCAAAUUAAUUGAUUGAUAAGGUUCUUAUAUAUAGUUGAUGUGAUAACUUAGUGAUCCACUUUGCCCAUCGUUAGUGUGUAAUGUUGUAGUGUUGGAAUUAAGAUUAGGUACAUUGGUAGAAUGCAAAUACGCAUAUCUUUUUCCUCUCUAGAUUAGUAAUGGAUGAAUUGUACCCACUGCCUUUAUGAUAUGAUGUGGUAAGGACGCAUUUGAAAUUAACAGGACAACUAUGGUAGAUUUGUUUUGAACCUAAUGUGAAAAUGUGCACAAGUGGUAUAAGGAAAAGUGGUAAUUCUAAUAUGUUGGUAAAGCACAGCCCUUACUUUUGAAACCAUGCAAAAGUCCGGCAUAAAAAAAAAUCGUAAUUCUAAUAGGCUGGUAAAGCACAGCCCUUACUUUUGAAAGUAUAAAAAAUAGGUAAAAGAUAUCUUAGAGGCUGAUAUAUCAAACUGUGAGUGACUGUAUAAAUUCUAGCUGGAAAAAAUUGUUAAAUGUCAAUAAAUGCAUUCAUCUUAGAGUAGUGUAGUCCUAUAUCACUAUUGAAAAAGGUUACUGGGGAUGGAUGGAUUGCAUAAUUGAAGUUUGUUGUAUGGGUUUCCUUACUUAGAAACAGAACAUGGACCCCAAAAUUUUGAAAUUUUUGGGAUUAGGAUGGCAUGAGUAACACAACAGAGCAUGCAGAGAAUUUCAGCUCCAAUUUUGGUCUUAUGAGUUCAGGGUAACCGUCAGACUGUAAUUCAAUGAAUUUUAUUUUGUGAUUUUAUUGGAUAUUAGGAGGAAACUAACUCCCUUUUGGUGAUUUGUUGCUGAACCUAUAUUUGACUUUUGGUAGUGAUUUGGAGGUGGAAUAUGUGAAACUAGCAGUGGCAGAAAUUAGAUAAUCCUAGUGCUAUUAGUGUGAUGCAAUUGAAAGUGGUUUUCUUGGCAGAGUGGUGAUUGUUGAAAGGGAGUGGCAGCAACUUUUGUGAAGAUGGAGUGGUAACUGUGCUGUUAAGUUGGAGCUAGGAUGGUGUUUGUGGUGUUUUGGGGUUAUGGUUGUCAUAUCAGAUGGAAGUGAUUAUAAUAACAAGGUGUUGUGAACACAGCGGUUGUGGGGGGAAGGGUGAUGGUGAUUCUGCCUAGCUGAAGGGGUUUUGUUGCCAUUUAGAGAACAUAUUUAUGCCAGUUUCAUAUCCAAACUCAGAAACAGGAUCAAUACGGAACCAUUUCUUAUUUGGCACCGGUUAUGAGGCCUGUUGGUACACAGUGGAGAUUGCAUGCUGGGACCAUUUAAGUAUAAGAGAUGAACCUUACUACGUUGAGAAAGUAACUUCAGAAAUAUCUAUUAGCAUCUGUUAAUUGUCUGAUUGGAUUCGGAGGUGAUCAAGACAUCACCAUCAUCAUCUUUGCUAGCCGCAUGAAAUUACUUUUUCCAUUCUUUUCUUUUACAAGCCAUGUCUCAUAUUAUAUAUAGCUUUUCUAAUAAUUUCUAAUUAUUUCAUCUCGUUUGAGAUUUGGUCGGCCUCUUUGUCUUUUACCUUCUAUGCAAAUGAAUCUUCCUUUCUUGUUGGAGCAUCUAUGGGUUUACAUUGUAUAUAAUAAUACCACCUAAGUCUACUUUAUCUUAUGUUAUCACAAAUGGGAGCUAGUUGUAGUUUUCCUUCUACGUUGAUUAUUUCCUAUUUCUUCUAGUAACACUUAUCAUCCAUCUUAGCAUUCUCAUUUCAGCUACAUGAACUCAUUAACGCCUAAAAUUCUGCUUUAUAUAAUAUAGUUGACUUAAUAGCUGCCCUGUAAAUUUUUUCUUUUAAUUUCUUUAAAAAAAGGAUACAUCUCGCUUGUUUCCACUUUGUCCAAUCUGUUCCAUCUUACUGUAUGCUUACUAUCUAUUUCUCCAUCUUUUGUAUUAUUACUGAUCGUAAAUGGCAAAAAUGAUUAUUUCAAGUAAUCCUUUGGCUUUGAACUGUAAUAGUUAUAUUAUUUUCUUCUGUUACUUGAUUAAAUUUGCAUUCCAAGUAUUCUGUUUUACUUUUACUAAUUUUUAUGCUUUUGCUUCUAAACCAAUUCUCCAUGUUUCUAAUUUCAACAUGCUUCAUGGGCUGUCUUCUUUGAUGUCAUUCAUUAUUUCAAUUAAGACUGUUAUGAAUAGAUGUGGGCUUAACACUGAUCCUUGGUGUAAUCUUACUUUUAUAGGAAAAUCACUAGUUUCUCUGCACAUCAUAAAAACUUCAGUUCUUGUCUAACUAUACAUAUCCCGAAUAAAAUUUUAAAUUUUUUUUAAGCACUUUUUUUUCUGUACUUUUGUAAAGGCCACCAAUUACGUACUUUAGCACUCCAUCAUAUGUCUUUUCUAAGUUUAUGAAAAGUAUGUGCCAGUCCUUUUGUUUACUUCUACAUUCUUCUACUAUAUAUGGUCUCCAUAGUGGAUCUACCUGGCAUAAAUCCAAACUGAUUAUAAUAUAUUGAAAGUUUCUAUUUUUAAUCUCUGUUUGAUUAUCCUUAUCCAUAGUUUCAUGGUAUGAAUCAUUAAUUUAAUUCCGCUAUAAUUUUCAAAAUUUUGUAUAUCAUCCUUUAUUUUGUAAAAGUGGUACCAUACUGCUUUUUCCCCAUUCAUUUGCCAUUCUUCUUUAGUUAGCAUUUUGUUAACUUAUAAGUAAGUACUUUUAGCUUUUAAAUACUAUUAUCUAUUUUAAAUAUGUUCUCUACUCCCUUAUUAUUAAUUCCAUUUAUCAUUGCUCCUUAGUUCAAGUCCCACGCGUCCCAUGUCAAAUGUACCAAUUCUGAGGCAGCCUGGUAUGUAAGUUUUGUUACUCAAGACAACAAUAUCAUUUUGGUUCGAUAGAUGGUUGAGUACCAUGUGAACAGGUCUUGUAACCAUGCCAUUAAGAAUUCUUUGAAGUUGAGAAAUAAAGUUGAGUUCUUAAUGGUCUCUUUAAUGGAGUUCUUGGAGAAAUAAAAUUGAGAUUCAAAUGAGAGACUAUUCUCUUUCAUAUCAUUAGGGUUUGAUUGUUGAGUCAGCCUGUGGAAUUUUAGCCUUUUUGCUAGAAAUUGCAGAAAUAUGUUAAAAUAUCAAAUUUUGCGAUUUUCAUCCUUGAUGGUGUCUUUAAUGGAGUUCUUGGAGAAAUAAAGUUGAGAUUCAAAUGAGAGACUAUUCUCUUUCAUAUCAUUAGGGCUUUGAUUGUUGAGUCCAUAGCCUGUGGAAUUUUAGCCUUUUGCUAGAAAUUGCAGAAAUCUGUAAAAAUAUCAGAUUUUGCGAUAUUCAUCCUUGAUACUGAGUCUCAAUUGGGCCUGUCAGUACUUGUAGGCUUGUAGCUAUCAGAUUGUGUCUAUCAGGCUACAUAAAUUACACAGGUGUUCUCCCCAUGUUCUAGACCACUUUACUCUUUUGUAGGAAACCACUCACUCAGUUUCCCCGAGUGGAUAUUGCUUGAAAAUCUCAAUAUUAAUAGGUAGUGCAGCUGUGGAUAACUAUCUUUUACAUAUCAUUAUGCAUUUAUAUGGUUCAUUGAUACUACCUGCAUGUGCUGUCAAAUACUGUUGUACCUUCUUGUCAUGAUGCACUGUCUAGAUAAUUGAUUUAUGUAAUGAUUAAAUUAAAAGUUUUGAAGUGUUAUUUUUAUCUUUUCUAGAUAUAUUUGUAUGGUAGGAAAAGAAGCUGACUUAAUAAUGUUAGUCGAGUAUUUUCAUGUACCUUUUCUGAUAGCCUACCUGGAGUCUCUUAUUCUGGGUGUCUAUUUGCAUGAUUUUACAAGUGGCUCAAGGUGAUGAUGAAUCUUUUUGCAGACCAAGCAGCUCUGAGCAGACCCCACCUCGCCGUAGGCACUCUGAUUUGUUUGAAUCACUCGAGUCACUGAAAGUGGAUUCUUCUCCUCAACGGAAGGUCUCUCCGGCCAUGAGCACUUUACAAGGGUAUUAUGGUCUUAAAGCAACAGAUAAAAAAGCUGCAUCUGAAGGCUGUGAAAUGGCUGUUUAUUGGAAAGGAGGUUCUCAGUAUUUAGAGGAUGAACUGUUAGCUAAACCUUUUCCUUCUUCUCACCCACCCCUGGGUCAUCAUGGAAAAUCUAAAAGCGUAUCUAAUGGUUUCUUGUCAGAGAAUGGCGAACUGGCUAAUGGCAUGUCAGUUGCAGAAACUAGAGACGGUGACUCUGAUAGAUGGAAUGAGAAGUUGGUGAGAAGGCGUCAGAAAUCUGAAGCAGACUUUGCUUCCCGCACCCCGGAAAUGCUGCUGAAGGAAGAUAACAGCAAUGGUGGCGGAUUUUCAGCUAUAACAGGAAAGGGCUUAGCCCUGAGACCCAAAUCUGCUAGUCGAACUUCUUCGGGAGUUGAUGCUGAAGCCGGUUGGUUGAACCCUAUUCCUGUCGGUUUAGGCGAUUCUCUUUUGGCUGACAGCUUCGUUGUGGUAAGGAAGUCGUCAAGUACACCCAGUUUGCAGGACCAGGACAGUAACACAACCUCUUCCGUCUGGCAAACACAAAAAUGGUGUUUGAAGCCAGAAAUUCAGACCGCCAUUGCAAGGCCAAUCUUUGAUGGCUUGCCGAAGCCAAUAACAGGUCGAAGAAAUAAAGCUGCACUUGAUUAAGUAAAGUAAAAUUAUGGUCAGUAGAUCCAAUUUAUUUACAGAUUUUGUUUCAUAUUCUGAUUAUUAGAGGGAAAUUGAGAGGGAAAAAGAAAAAGAUUUAAAAGUUAGGUAAUGAAAAUCAUUGAUCAUUUGGAUGCUGGAACAUUUCCUUCUCUCUGAUAGACAUUCCAUAUAGAGUGGCAGUUCCAAGCUAGAAUUAGAGGAUCAAAAGCUGCUAUGUGAUUCGCCAUACAUUUAUUUGUUACAGAUGUUUGUUAUUUCGGGCAUUUGCAUAACCUAACUGAGAAUGUAUUUGUUCUAAGAAUGGUGGAAAAAAUGUUUGUCUAUAAACCUAUUUAUUUAAUGCUGUUGAUAGAUUCAUUUUA
This is a messenger RNA of Cornus florida, 5892 nucleotides long. RefSeq lists its product as uncharacterized. The record is from RefSeq and is a predicted model, not a curated record. NCBI's taxonomy places the organism in Eukaryota, Viridiplantae, Streptophyta, Magnoliopsida, Cornales, Cornaceae. The coding region runs from base 4688 to 5527 and encodes 279 amino acids. The transcript has a single exon.